AUGGAAGGCUCCAAUGGAUUUGGGAUCGACUCCAUCCUCUCGCACAGAGCAGGCAGCCCCGCCCUUCCCAAGGGGGACCCCCUGAUCGGGGACUGCCGCUCACCCCUGGAGCUAAGCCCCCGAUCGGAAGGCAGCAGCGGAUGCUCAUCUCCUGCUUCGCCAAGAAGGGACUGUCUGGAGACAGGAGCACCACGGCCGGUAGGAGGGUCUGGCCAGGGUUUAGAUUCCCACCUGCAGCCCGGGCAGCUGUCAGCUCCGUCCCAAUCCCGCUCGGUGACCUCCUCCUUCCUGAUCAGGGACAUACUUGCCGACUGCAAACCGUUGGCAGCCUGCGCACCCUACUCCAGCAACGGGCAGCCCGCAGCCCAGGAGCCGGGGGGCCGCCUCUCGGCCAAGCCUGGAGAGGACUUUAGAGACAAACUGGACAAAGGUGGUAGCAACUCUUCUUCUGAUUCGGAGUAUAAAGUGAAAGAAGAAGGCGACCGAGAAAUCUCCAGCUCCCGGGAUAGUCCCCCUGUGCGCCUGAAGAAGCCUCGUAAAGCUCGCACUGCCUUUACGGACCAUCAGUUGGCGCAGCUGGAACGCAGCUUCGAGCGGCAGAAAUAUUUGAGCGUGCAGGAUCGUAUGGAGCUGGCCGCCUCGCUCAACCUCACUGACACGCAGGUCAAGACCUGGUACCAGAAUCGCAGAACCAAAUGGAAGCGUCAGACGGCUGUGGGUUUGGAGCUGUUGGCAGAGGCAGGCAAUUACUCAGCGCUGCAACGGAUGUUCCCGUCGCCUUAUUUCUACCCGCAGAGCCUGGUUUCCAAUCUGGACCCUGGCGCAGCCCUCUACUUGUACCGGGGCCCCAGCGCUCCUCCGCCCGCACUUCAGAGACCUCUGGUGCCCCGCAUCCUUAUCCAUGGACUCCAGGGAGCCAGCGAGCCGCCCCCUCCCCUGCCCCCACUCGCGGGCGUUCUCCCGCGAGCGGCACAGCCCCGGUGAGCCUCAGUCCCCAGCUUUAGCCACCCCCGGGCGCUAGUUCUCCCUCUCCACGCGGGCCGCGCAGCCCCCCACCUCACCCCAGUUCAUUGAUACCGAGAGUGUGGAGGCAAGGGAGAGCAGAAUCCGCUGCACGCCCAGAGGGGAGACGUCCUUUACCCAAAGCCCUCUUUUGGAAGAGUGGGUGUUGAAAAUCUUCCCUGCCAAGAGCAUAAACUCUCCCAAUCCCCUCAUCACUCCAGAACAGCUCCCCCACAAAGGGCCAAAGGUCAGUACUCCCAGAUAUGGCCAGUGGCUGACUUCCCCUGCUUCACUUCACUCAAACCAGCCGAGGAUGGGGUCAGUUUGCCCUAGCCGGGUUGUAUCUGGCUCUGUGCAUACAUUUUCUCCUACCGCUCUCCAUCCUGCCCCCACUCAACUUUCUCCUUAAUCUCCGGGGAAUUUGACCCGUAAGGCGCCUCCUCUCCCUGACUUUACCCCAGACUGGGUGGGUGGGUGGAUGAAGGAACCACGAGCUGCUCGCUCUGUCCUAUUUCCUUGGCUCCUGGCCUCCUGCUGUAUAUUUGCCUCUUCCUCCCCGAAACCUGCAGAAUGGGGAGGGCAGGGAGGAAAACGCAGACCACUGCUUGUACAGUGACGCCCCCCUCCCCUCUCCUCUCCGUCUCCCCCAGCGGGAGCACCGGCCGGGCCCAGAGGAGAGGCUGACCGGGUCGGGCCGAGCUGUACAUACCGCGUGUAAAGUGUAUAUGAAGUUAUUUAUUUGUGACCCAUGAGCCCGUGACCGUGUCCGUGAAUUUGUGAGUCUGUAGCCUGCGCCCCUACCCGCUCCCGGACGUGGCAGGAAGGGGCCAAGGAGACUUGCUUAUGCAGCCCCCAAUCUCCAGCCUGGGCCCCUGGGCCAGCCAGGUCCCUUGGGCUCGCGCUCUCUCUUUUUUAAAU
Phascolarctos cinereus (koala) is the source of this 1920-nucleotide messenger RNA. It is a transcript of the gene BARHL1, whose product is annotated as BarH like homeobox 1. Gene Ontology annotation, biological process: regulation of DNA-templated transcription. Lineage: Eukaryota; Metazoa; Chordata; Mammalia; Diprotodontia; Phascolarctidae. Gene Ontology annotation, molecular function: DNA binding; DNA-binding transcription factor activity, RNA polymerase II-specific. The record is from RefSeq and is a predicted model, not a curated record.